Molecule: messenger RNA, 1934 nt
Organism: Odontomachus brunneus
Lineage: Eukaryota; Metazoa; Arthropoda; Insecta; Hymenoptera; Formicidae
Gene: mol
Product: dual oxidase maturation factor 1
Exons: 10
Coding region: 668-1831 (387 amino acids)
Biological process (GO): protein transport
Cellular component (GO): endoplasmic reticulum membrane
Source: RefSeq, a predicted model, not a curated record
GCAGCAUACCGUAAUAUCCGACUGCGGAGAGUAAACGGGAUACGGUCCAAUACGUUUCCGCUACCAAUAUGUGCCACUCGAUGUGGGACUCGUUCAUCCGGCAUGGACACAGAAGAUGUUGCGAUCUCAACGUAAAACAUUCUCGCGCAAAAAAGUUUCGGGAAAAGUGCAAGUGAAAUGCGAAAUCUGAAGUGUGAUGUUAUCACAUCGUUAAACUAAAAGGAAGGAGUUUGCGAAAGUGCUAAGUAACACACUUAUUAUUUCGACGUUGAAAACAUCGACACUCUGUGCAUAUUAUGCUCAAAUAUUAGAUGAUAAAUCAAGAUGAUUAAAUAUUAGAUUAAAUCGUCAGAAAAUUAAUAGAUGGAAACAUUAAAAUCAUUGAUUCACGAUUUGUUCCCCACCCGCGGCAUCACCCUCUCUCCGAGGUAAUCCACGAGGUCAUCCGUCCGUCAGUGGAAACCGCUUUCCAAGUAGAGCCUGUUAACCUACUCGAGCUUCAGUACACUCACUGCCUUCGGUUCUUCGCGCUGUGCGAAGCAUAAGUGCGCUUUUGAUCUAUGUCAAAGAUCUCGUAGACGUAUUCGGUAACUUGGGUAACUAACUUUGGAUGCUGAUAGAUCAACUUUAUAAGCAAAAUCGUAGGUCCAGAGACUGAUCCGAGAAAAUGAAAGGAUGGUUUGAUGCCUUUCGUAAUGAUGGCGGCCCAACACUCUAUAGCUACAGCAAUCGCACUCCCGUUACAGGUGACGUUCCUCUCAUCAUCGUAUUCGUGGUAUUCGGUACCCUGUUCACAGCAUUCUUAGUUAUAUUCCCAGGUGUCAGAAAAGAGCGGUUAACUACAUUUCUCACGGUUACUCUGAGCCUCUUUGUGGGUGCAACAAUUCAAGUAGCGCAGUAUGGCUCAUCCUGGCAUACGAGUUCCGCUACCAUUAUUAGCUCUUAUAGCGCUUUCUCUAAGCAAAGAACGACGGCCGACAUCGGUGGUUACAUCGGUUUAAUGCAUAUUAAUAUAACGUACAAGUUAUUGCCAGGAAAUGGAGAAACUGGCGAUGUUGAAUAUAACGAACGAUUUUGGUGGCGGAGUUCCAGCGAAAUGACUAGUUCCUUCAAACAAGCUCUUUAUCAAGGCGCGCCAUUUCCCAUUGUGUCCUUGGCAGAAUACUUUAGUCUUCACCAAGAAGGUUUUUCUUGGGGCGCCAGAUAUCGCGAAGCCGGAUAUUACGCCUCGAUAAUGUUAUGGACUUCUUUCGCUUCAUGGAUGAUGAUGAAUUUAUUGCUUAUGGUAGUACCACGAUAUGGCGCUUACAGCAUGAUUUUUACGGGUUUUUGUAUGCUACUGACAAAUAUAAUUUACACGGCACUUUUACCAUGUGAGCCUUUGAUAGCUCAUGUAGAGGGAUCGAUCCUCUCUUUUGAUCUCGGUUGGAGUUAUUGGUUGGUGUUAUUGGCAGGUGCCGCGUGUUUACUGGCAGGAUUGAUAAUAGCAGCUAUUGACCUAAUCUUUCCACACCAAUUCUCGACUAUACUCGAAGUUGACUAUGACACACCAUAUGACAGACAUGUUAUUAUAGAGGAGAGUUUUGACACACGUAAUAUCAGGCGAAAAGUUUCGAAGACCGAAGAUUCGUUAGGCAAUCGAAUAAUGAGCCAAUUAUCGUCUAAACUUCAAAAUAGACAUGCUGCUAAAGAAGAUUUUGAGGGUGUCAUUAAUCAAGGGUAUACGUCGCAUGAGUUAUCUGAGUUUCCUCAAGAAAUUAGCGAUGAAGUUAAUAAAAGCAACUGGUCAUAUCCAUUUCCACCAGUUUCGCGUAGAACUAUUAAUGGCUAAUGCACAUUAUCGGAUAUCUAUAAUAUUUAUUGAAAUUAAAUAUCUAUAAUAUUUAUUGAAUAUCUGUAACUAAAUAUAAAUAUAUAUGUAUGUAUACAGGGCA